AUGGCGCAACAAGACAACGCCGCCCGCAUCGCCGAAGCAAAGAAGCAGGCAAAGGAACACCCACACAAGGCCGAAGAGACCUACAAGAGCAUCCUCGAGCAAGGCCCCGGCAAGUCAGAUGCCGGUGCUCGCGAUUAUGAGAAUGCCUUGAUGGGUCUCGGUGAGCUGUACCGUGAUCAGCGCCGUACGAACGACUUGGCCGAACUUGUCCAAAACGUCAAGACGGUUCUCUCAUCACUGGCAAAGGCAAAGACGGCAAAGCUGGUGCGCCAGCUGCUUGACCUCUUCACACCCAUCCCCGACACGCUCGAAACACAGAUCUCCGUCACAAAGUCAUGUAUCGAGUGGGCUGUUCAAGAGCGCCGUGGCUUCCUCCGUCAGAACCUCGAGACACGGUUGGUCUCGCUGUACAUGCAGAAGCAGAGCUACUACGAAUCCCUCACCCUCAUCAACCGCCUGCUCAAGGAGUUGAAGCGUCUCGACGACAAGCUGGUCCUGGUCGAAGUCCAACUCCUCGAAUCAAGAGUCUACCACGCCCUCGGCAAUGUCCCCAAGGGCCGCGCCGCCCUCACCUCUGCCCGCACAUCUGCCGCCUCGGUCUACUGUCCGCCUCUGUUGCAAGCCAACCUCGAUAUGCAGAGUGGUAUGCUGCACGCUGAGGACGGCGACUUCAACACCGCCUUCUCAUACUUCAUCGAAGCUCUUGAUGGCUACCACGCCCAGGACGAGUCCGAGAAGGCCACUGCCGGUCUGAUGUACAUGCUCUUGUGCAAGAUCAUGAUCAACGCCAGCGACGACGUCAACAACCUCAUGCAAUCAAAGCAUGCCCUCAAGUAUGGUGGCAAGGGCUUGGACGCCAUGAAGCAGGUCGCAAAAGCCCACAACGACCGUUCCCUCGAAGAAUACGAGACCGCCCUCGCCGACUACCGCCACGAACUCGCUUCCGAUCGCUUCAUCGCUACCCACCUCCGCCGCCUCUACGACAACAUGCUCGAGCAAAACCUCAUCAAGGUCAUUGAGCCCUUCAGCCGUGUUGAGAUUGCCCACAUUGCCAAGAUGGUUGGUUUGGACGUCCACCAUGUCGAGCACAAGCUGAGUCAGAUGAUCUUGGAUCGCGUCAUUAUUGGUGUUCUCGACCAAGGGCAAGGUUGCCUUGAAAUCUUCGACGAGCCUGAGCGUGAUGCUCAAUACGAUGCCGCUUUGAACACAAUCGAUAAGCUGAGCAAUGUUGUUGAUGUGCUUUACACCAACCAGGCCAGUCUUUUAGAGUAA
Aureobasidium subglaciale EXF-2481 is the source of this 1272-nucleotide messenger RNA. RefSeq lists its product as uncharacterized. The coding region runs from base 1 to 1272 and encodes 423 amino acids. Gene Ontology annotation, molecular function: protein binding; structural molecule activity. The transcript is spliced from 2 exons. Lineage: Eukaryota; Fungi; Ascomycota; Dothideomycetes; Dothideales; Saccotheciaceae. Gene Ontology annotation, biological process: ubiquitin-dependent protein catabolic process. Gene Ontology annotation, cellular component: proteasome regulatory particle, lid subcomplex. The record is from RefSeq and is a predicted model, not a curated record.